Paramormyrops kingsleyae is the source of this 2568-nucleotide messenger RNA. RefSeq names its product armadillo repeat containing 10 (gene armc10). Gene Ontology annotation, cellular component: mitochondrion. The record is from RefSeq and is a predicted model, not a curated record. NCBI's taxonomy places the organism in Eukaryota, Metazoa, Chordata, Actinopteri, Osteoglossiformes, Mormyridae.
AAGCGUCACGGUUUCGUAAGUACUAUUAAAUCCCGAAAAAGACAAAGAAGAGCCACCCGUUACACAAAAACUGGGUAGCGGAGGUGUAACACUUUCAAAGAUGAAGCUUUGCUGUCGGUGUGUAACGUUCAGCUGCUUUCUUUACCAUUCCCACUCGAUCCUUCCAUGAAGCACGCCGGGAGCAUGGGAGAUGACGGAGUCGCGGCCCGGCUGUGCAGCAUUAAGACUUUGCUGGGCUUGGUGGCCGGGGCCGGAGCGUCAUAUGGGAUAUACAAACUCAUGUGGGGAUCCGGCGACAAAGCAGUUAUGGCUCCCCAGCAGGAGAGAAGUAGGGAAAGCGGCGUGAGGGGAGCCGAGGUGCCCGAGCAGGGGCCGUCUGAGCGAGAUCCGGCCGGCAGUGCGAUGCUGCAGCCGGGGUCGCUGCUGGCGAAGGUGUCCGGCCUGGCACUGCUUAAUGGGAGCGAUCGAGGUGAGCUGUCCACAUCUUCUGGUCCCCUGGAGCCACAUCACAUAAAGAAGCUGCUGUCACUCCUCCAGAUGGAUGCCUGUGCUUCUGACAGAACCCAAGUCUUAGUGACGUUAGGAAAUGCUGCUGCCUUUUCCGUGAACCAGGAUCUUAUUCGAGAAUUGGACGGGCUUCACAUCAUUGCCGGCUUGUUGUCUGACCCAUCGCCUGAAAUCCGAGUUCAGACUUUGAAUGUGCUGAACAAUCUGAGCAUGAAUGUCAGAAAUCAAGAGCAUUUGAAGGUGUCCGUGUCCCACGUUUUGGAUCUGAUUGAAAUGUCACCAGUGAACUCUGAACUUCAGUUGGCCUGCUUAAGAUUACUGACCAAUCUGUCUGUCACAAACUGCCACCAACAUCUGAUGAGAAACUCAGUUACUCUCUUUUUAUCACUACUGGUUGUGAGCAAUGAAUCAUUACAGACUCAGGUUUCAAAAGUGCUUGUGAAUUUAUCUGCCAAUCCAGAUUUGAUAGAGGACAUUAUGCAAGCCCAGGCCCCAGCCUCCCUGGUGUUGCUCUUUGACAGCAGCACACACCCCGGCGUCCUGCUGCGCCUGCUCACCUUUGUGAGGAACCUCAAGGGUUGGCGCUUUUUGGACCAGGCUGUAGCUUCUCAUCGUGGGAAGGACUCUGUGUAUCACAUACUGCUGGCUGAGGGCUCCCCUCUCCAGGCCAGGCUGCCACCACUCCUGACGCAUCCUGAUGCGGAGAUCAAGGCCCAAGUGGCCUGUCUCCUCACCUAGAACCCCGUUCCUACCCCACCUCACCGUCCUGUGCCUCCUGCCUAUGCAGUCAUGUAAACUAAUGGUUCUGGGUGCAUUUCCAUGUCUUUCGACCCACUGCAUCGUGAAUGUGUUUGAUCUUGAGAGGCAGCCUCUCCGUUAUCUCUAUGUGAGAAGGACUCUGGAGACCUUGGACAUUUUUGUUCUGAAUCUCACCGCACUUAUUGAUGUAAAACCUAUGAACAGAAUGGUGGAAUGUAAAUCAUAACCCAGAUUCACAUUGUCUAAAUAAGGGGAGCUAUUAAUCUCCCUCAAAUGUUGCUUAACAUGUCGGUAACGUGAAAAGGUGUUUCUGUUAUUUAAGUUAGUGUUAAAAUCAGAACAUGGGGGAAUGUUGGAUUUAGUUUCAAAAAGAUGUUAUUUGGUUAAAUCAUAGACUCUGCUUACUAUGUACAGGAACUCUUUCUGAAACAUCUAAUUUUAUUCCAAAGCAAGCAGUGAUGUCUGUAGUUUACUAACUGUAUCCUGAUGUCUGCUGCUGGGAGCUGUUCCAGCAAACAUAAUCAAGUCAUCUGCUUGUUCACCCAUUCAACUACCUCCCAUACUGCUUAAGCCGUACUGCAGGGGUGUGGAACCUGCUCCUUGGAGGGCCGAUGUGGGUUUUUGGGAUGACCUCACCAACCCUCCAUGGACCAGGACUGAAAGCUGUAGUAAGAAGCAGAACAUCCUGGACAGGAUGCCAGUCCACCACAGGACCCAAACAACAAAUGCAUUGUUUGUGUCGCUGCAAAUGCUCUGUUAAUCAGCAUCUGUAUUGUCACAUUCAAGCUUUUUUAGUUUUGCACACUUUGUUUCAUAUAUCAAAUUCAAAUUAAUGUUGUAAUUAUUACUUUUCAUGGAAUUGUCAGCUGUUUGCCCUGCCAGCCUAUGUGCAGAGUUGGGUAAUUCAGGCCUAGAGAGUAUAAGUCCAGACCAGGAUUUUAUUUCAACCAACCAGUUGAUUACUCUGUAACUGUGACUCUUUAUGCUCAACUGGUUCGUUGAAACAAAAUCUUGGUCUGGACUUUUACUCUCUGGACCUGAAUUACCCAACUCUGCCUAUGUAUUUGCAGUGUACCUAUUUAGUACCUGGUUUAAGGGUCAACUAAUGAGAACAGUGUAAACUGUUUAAGCCCCAGAUUACCCUAAAGUCCCACUGGUUUCCUGUGGUGUAUUUUCUCCUUUCCUAAUUGAUUCAUGGAACAAAGGGCAGGAACUGGCAGUUGGGAGUGACUGGUUCAGGGUGAUACCUGUUUUGUCUGUUUUGUAUGUUGGAAACAUAAUAAAACAAGUUGCACAUAUUUA